AUGUAGCAAAAAUCCAUUAAUUUAGUGCAUAGAAGGUUCAAAUUUCCUGAAAUAGAGGGCUCCAACAAAUCAAAUCGCUCAAAAGGUUCACCAACAUCAAGCAGAAAUAAUACAAGUUAGGAGAGAGAUCUCUCAAUUGAUGGUGGAAAUUCAAUCUAAGUGUUUAAAAUACGAAAUCUUCAAGUUUCUGAAAGGAGUGAAACCCCAAAAUAAGAUAAAAUAUUUAGUAUGAGCAAGAGUACUCGACUCAGAAGUAGAUAAGAACAAAAUGAAGAUUAUACUGAACACAAUUAAUAGGAAUUGAUUUUGCCAAAAAUUUAUUCUCCCGUUAUAACUCCUAGUAAAACUGUUGUUUCCAAAAUGAAAGGAUCUAUAUUUAAACCCCUUCUAAAUAGACAAGAAAGUAUUGACCAUCUAAUAAAUAUCAAAUUAUAACCAAAAAUUCAUGAUUAAUUAAAAAAAGGAGUAAACAUUAAAUGCUUGUAUUUAUCAUAGCGAACAGAUGUCUAAAUAAAUAAAAUCAUUGUUUUGAAUUUUGAUAGUGUAUUGCUUAGAAAAAGAAAAUCUUUUUGGGAACAGCAAAAUGAGAUAACUAUGUGUUCGUAAAUCAUUGGAUCAAGAUGUGAUAAUUCUUAUUGCGCUUGUGUAUUAUCGAAAGAAUUGAAAUCUACAUUAUAUACAUUAUCAAAAUAAUUUUACAUAGUCUUUCUUUUUGAAUGUGCAAUCAGAGGCUAAGUGUGGCAAUAAUAUCUAAUUGAAAGUGGAUUCCCAAUCGAUGCUAUUUACAGCAUAUAGUAAAUAAGAUUAACUGGUGGGGGAAUUAAAAUGAAAUAAAUAAUUUCUAACUUUGGAAGUUCUGAUAUUAAACUGCUAUUAUAUUUUGGGACUAUUGAUUGUGAAUCCUAAUAACUCAAUAUUCCUUAAGAGUAAUUUUAUUACCAAAUUCCGAUUGUUUAAGCCAAAAUAAGUUUAUAAAUAUACUUGUUUUAAUUACUAAAAUCAAAAUCCUUAGAUUCUAAAUUAUUAUUUGAGAUUUGUAUGCUUAAUUGUAGUAGAUCUGAAAAUUUCAAUUUUAAAAGACAUAUUUCUGUAGAUAAUUAUGACCUAGGUCCAAUAAUAAAAAAAAUGAUUUAAUUGGAGGAAGAGGAUUUCAUCGAGAACCAUAUUUUCAAAAGCUUAAAAUAGGAUGAAGAAGAUAAAGUCCAAAUUUUAGAUGAGGAAGAGCAAGAAGAGGAUGUUGAUUAAAAAAAUGCCUUAUUGAUUUGGUUAUACCAAUCUAAAAAGUUGCUAUUAGAUUAUUUUAAAAGUCUAAAUAAUGAAGAUCAAACUUAAAAUCCAAUUAGCAUGAUAGGGGAUGUCUUGAGAAGAAAUUCAUCAAUCCAAUAGAAUUAUAUGUUAGAGGAUUAUGAGAAAUAGGCAAAUCGAUAUAAAUUGUACAAAGAACUAUAAGCCUAAACUAAAGCCUAAAAUAUUUGUAGAAAAUAAAUUUAAAUUGAUUGUCUAAUUAUCCAUGAUUGA
This is a messenger RNA of Paramecium tetraurelia, 1518 nucleotides long. RefSeq lists its product as uncharacterized. The record is from RefSeq and is a predicted model, not a curated record. The transcript has 4 exons. Lineage: Eukaryota; Ciliophora; Oligohymenophorea; Peniculida; Parameciidae.